Ramularia collo-cygni is the source of this 546-nucleotide messenger RNA. RefSeq lists its product as uncharacterized. The transcript has 6 exons. The record is from RefSeq and is a predicted model, not a curated record. The coding region runs from base 1 to 546 and encodes 181 amino acids. NCBI's taxonomy places the organism in Eukaryota, Fungi, Ascomycota, Dothideomycetes, Mycosphaerellales, Mycosphaerellaceae.
AUGUCAAUCCACAGAAGAAGUCCCAUUGCAGUCGCUCAGAACCUCUUCGACAAGCUCGCCGGCACCUUAGCGAAAGCUCCGUACGCACCCGGAGCACCCGGAGCAGUAGCGAACGUGGUGCCCGCAAGCACGGCGGCAACAGCGCCGCCACCGCCAGCUGCGCCUGUAGCAGCCCCUCCGCCACCACCAGUAGUGGCACCAGCAUCGGCACCAGCAGCCGCUCAACAACCAGUAGCGCCAGCAGCAGCGCCCAUGGCAGCUCCGGUCGCACCCACAUUAUCCGCGCCUUUGACUGCAGUGCUUCCCGGCAGCGGAUCCGCCACUGGAGGCAGUGGUGGCGGUCUCUCCGGUGGUGGUGGUUUGCUAGGCAUCCCAAACACGGGCAAUGGAAAUGGUAACAACCAUUUCAGCGGAAACGAUCUCGGCGGAAGCGCUUCUGGCAAUUUGCCAAUCGAUUUCAGCAACUUGGGUGGCAUAUUGAACAGCAACAAUAUCGUUCCCAGCGUGAGUGAUCUCAAUUUUCUUGAGGUCAACUUCCUUCAGUGA